Diutina rugosa is the source of this 885-nucleotide messenger RNA. It is a transcript of the gene NIT3, whose product is annotated as putative hydrolase. Gene Ontology annotation, biological process: L-glutamine metabolic process; oxaloacetate metabolic process. The transcript has a single exon. The record is from RefSeq and is a predicted model, not a curated record. NCBI's taxonomy places the organism in Eukaryota, Fungi, Ascomycota, Pichiomycetes, Serinales, Debaryomycetaceae. Bases 1 to 885 code for a protein of 294 amino acids. Gene Ontology annotation, cellular component: mitochondrion. Gene Ontology annotation, molecular function: omega-amidase activity.
AUGACUCUCGCCCGCCCCCUUGCCAAAGCGCUUCGAGUAGCGCUUAUCCAGCUUAAACUGGGUGCCGAUAAACAAGCCAACUUGGCCAAUGCCCUGAAACUCAUUUCGGAAGCGGCGAAAAACGCCGACUUGAUCGUGUUGCCCGAAUGCUUCAACUCGCCUUACGCCGUCGACCAAUUCCGCUCCUACGCCGAAGAGAUCCCUAAAGGUGAAACCACAGUGGCUCUUUCUGAGCUCUCAAAGCAACACGGUGUCUAUAUUGUCGGUGGGUCCAUCCCCGAACUCGAUAUCGCGUCUAAUAACAUCUAUAACACCCUGGUGGUGUUUGACCCUAAGGGAGAGGUAAUUGCCAAGCACCGUAAGGUUCACUUGUUUGACAUUGACAUCCCCGACGGCAUCACGUUCAAGGAGCUGGAAACCUUGACUGGCGGCGAUAAAGCCACCGUGUUCUCCGUUGGCGACUGGGGCCACGUCGGCUUGGGGAUCUGCUACGAUAUGAGAUUCCCUGAAUUGGCUCAGAUCGCCGCUAGACUGCCUCACAACCUGUUCGCCAUGAUCUACCCGGGGGCGUUCAAUACUACUACCGGUCCCUUGCACUGGCACUUACUCGCUCGGGCCCGCGCUGUCGAUAACGAGGUCUACACUUUGCUCUGCUCGCCCGCGAGAAAUGCUGAAGGCUACCAGGCCUAUGGCCACUCGCUUGUGUGUGACCCCAUGGGGGCGAUUGUUGCUGAGGCUGGCGAAGGCCAGGAAAUCAUCUACGCUGAGUUGAGCCCCGAAAAGCUUGCACUGACCCGCUCAUCGAUCCCGGUGAACUUCCAACGCCGCUUCGAUGUGUACGAAGACUUUGUCGGUGAAGGCAAGGCCAAAGUCAGCGACCUUUAA